Sordaria macrospora k-hell is the source of this 693-nucleotide messenger RNA. RefSeq lists its product as uncharacterized. Gene Ontology annotation, cellular component: cytosol; eukaryotic translation elongation factor 1 complex. The record is from RefSeq and is a predicted model, not a curated record. Lineage: Eukaryota; Fungi; Ascomycota; Sordariomycetes; Sordariales; Sordariaceae. Gene Ontology annotation, molecular function: guanyl-nucleotide exchange factor activity; translation elongation factor activity. Gene Ontology annotation, biological process: translational elongation.
AUGGGCUUCACUGAUCUCCUCACCGAUGCCGGUCUUACCGUGCUCAACAACUGGCUCCUCACCCGCUCUUAUGUCACUGGCUACACUGCCUCCCAGGCUGAUGUUGCCGUCUUCAAGGCCCUGAAGGAUGCUCCCUCCGCCGAGAAGUACCCCAACGCUGCCCGCUGGUACAAGCACAUCGCCACCUACGAGGACGAGUUCGCCACCCUCGCCGGUGACUCUUCUGCCCCCUACACCACCUACGGCCCUGAGGUCGCCGAGGUCACCAUCAACCCCGCCAAGGCCCCCGAGGCUGCCGCCGAGGAGGAGGAGGAUGUCGACCUUUUCGGCUCCGACGAUGAGGAGGAGGAUGCUGAGGCUGCCCGUAUCCGUGAGGAGCGUCUCGCUGCCUACCGCGAGAAGAAGGCUGCCAAGCCCAAGAUCGCUGCCAAGUCCAUCGUCACCAUGGAUGUCAAGCCUUGGGAUGAUGAGACCGACAUGGUCGCUCUUGAGGCUGCCGUCCGUGGCAUUGAGAAGGAUGGUCUCGUCUGGGGUGGCUCCAAGCUCGUCCCCGUCGGCUUCGGUAUCAAGAAGCUCCAGAUCAACAUGGUCAUUGAGGACGACAAGAUCUCCCUCGAUGAGCUCCAGGAGCAGAUCGCCGAGUUCGAGGAGUGGGUCCAGUCCUCCGAUAUCGCUGCCAUGCAGAAGCUCUAA